UAGUAUGGAUUCCCGGGCACUGCCUCACCCACUGCUUCGGUAAAAAAAGCUGUUUCGGAGGCAGCGCCCGCCUAAAAAAAAAAAAAAAAAAAAAAAGUUUGUACUCUAACCCCACUAAACAGGACGUGCGGAGUCGAAUGCACUCACUCCUGAACUGAUAGCUCUAACCGUUCCAGAGAUAGCUUUCCCAAAACCUUGCUAAUUACUUACUAAUCACCACCUUAUCAGUUACUAUUUCCUGCACGAAAUCCCCACUCAUUAUCUAAUUACUUAAUGACUCAGUACGAAUGCAUCGUUAUCUACUUUCCUACAUUCACUAACCCGAUCUAUGGCUCUAAAAGAAAAAUAGAAUAAUAUAAUAUAAUAAACUAAAUCUAACCUAACCUAACCUACGGGUCUAAGCAAACAACAAUAAAUAUACCUACAUUAACACCAUUAUCUAUAAUAAAAUUAGAUGUAAGGGUUACAUAUUUAAAUAAAACAUUUUUAUUCCAGGUAUUAUUCUUUUAUUUAUAUGUCCAUUAUAUUUCUAUACAAAUUUACUAGCACCGUAUCAUUGUUCUCUGAGUCACACGUAAAAUUUCUAAGGAAGUCUUCUAAUCUCAUCCCCCUGAACUUGUAAUAUAUGUAUACCAAACAGUACUCUCCGCACACCGCCGAUAGGUAAUCCUGAACCGUAAGGUUAUUGUAUCUCCACAUGCAACAAUUCCUCCUUAAAAAUCCUUCUAUUGCUUCAAUAGGUUUACGUCCAAACGAAUCAAAGUAUUCCCCAACUCUUUCGACGUUUAUAUGAAUAGCCACCCAAUGAGACCCCGGCUGUGAAUCAGGGUCAAGAUUGCAUAUGAUAAGUGCUGGCACCUGAGCAUACAUCGGCAAUCGAUUUGAAGGAUAUACGUUGCUCUGGAGGCUGGGAUGUAUUCUACGAAGACUCAUUUGCACUUCUAGUGUGUUCAUAGUUUAAUACGCGUUUACUCCCCUACUCUUUCACUCUCUUACUGACUACAUUUAUUACUAUCAAUUCAUAUUUGUACCAAUGUAUUUAAACACACAUAAUAUGAUCUCAACGUAAGUAAUGAGUCUCUUUGUAAAAAAAGUAAUGAAGGUAAAUAAAAACCAUGUCAUAUUCGAUUACAUUAUAUUUUAUUAUUCUUAAUAUCAUAAUAAUUACAUAAGUGAUUGCUUAACUACUAUAAUCCACACAUACAUUUCUGUUCUUAUCUAUUUCUAUAAUAUUUGAAAACUCUGCGUAAACUACACAGUUAAUUGUUUCAGUCAAUGCGCUCUCGAAUCUUACUUCCAUUCUUACACUACCAUGGCGUACAAGAUUCCAAUGCACAUUAGAGUUAGCCGACAAGUCAGGUGUUAAAUCAAAAGCUAGUAAACAGUAUCCAUUUGAAUAUUGUUCCCUCGAUAUUCCAUUACCUUCGUUAAGAAAAUGUAUACCGGUGCCUGAGUACAGGGUGUGGUAUGCGCUAGUAAAUACAUCGUUUGGAAAUGAUGGUUGUAACGAUUUUGAAGGUAUCUGUUGACCAUCUAUAUAUAGGCUAAAUGAGCAAAUACCAAAAUUUUCAAAGUUGAAAGGAUUUUUAACAUAACUACCGUUGAAUGCUGUAUUAUUCACAAAACCUAUAAUACAUCUCUUAGGAACCUGUCCUAAAAUAUACUUCAAAAGUAAUGAAGGUUAAUAAAAACCUGAUAAGGUUAUUCGUUUAUAUUUUCAUAUUCGUAAAUAUAUUUUAUUGUUCUUAAUAUUAUAAUAAUUAUACGUAUAUGUGGUUGCUAAACUACUAGAUACACACAUUUCUGUUAUUAUCUAUUUCAAAAAUAUUUUAAAAAUGCAAUGACUAUUAAGAUUGCAAAGGGUAUUUAGAGUGCCCUUUGUAUUUCUUAUCCACAUUUUACUGAUAGGUAUGGAUACUUGUUCAAACAUGCAGUCGAGUUGAAUAUCGUAACUAGAUAAUGAUAUCCAUUACCAGUCUAUAUAACCCGAUACUUGUAGAAAGAUUUAGUAUUGUGCUCUAAGUUCGACAAAAGUGAAGUGGUUGAAAGUUUGAAAUAAUAAACAACAAUGGAGGUAAGUUAUUUAAAUUUUAUAAAUUUGGUUUCAGUAAAUUCUUUAAUAAUUCCUAUUUAUUUUUUGAAACGCAUUUUGAUUUGUUUAUGUUAUAUUUCAGUCUUCAUACAACCUGAAAGAUGUGGAUAAAUGUUUCAGACCAUAUAAUUAUUAUAAUUUAUCUGAUGAUGAAGAAGAGGUUUUAAACAUAACAGAAAAUAAAAAUAAGAAGACCAAUCGUUUAGAUGACUUUUUUCUUCAAGAACCUGACCGGAAGAAGAAAAAAACUAAACUUUCUUCAAGUGUUGGCCGUGCAGGGAAGGAGGGAAGCAUUUCAUAUAUAUCGACUGAUAAAGAUGAUGGAAUGGACGCUGACAUACUUGUGAAAAUGGAAUUAUAUAGUUUAAAAAAGUUGAAAGAAAUCCCAGUGGCACAACAUUGGAAAAAUGCAGAUAUUCGUGUUAAAUAUUAUAUGAAAAACGAUUCCAACAUUGAUGUUCAGAUAAAGGAUAUUGUAUACAACAUAACAAAGGGGAUAUCCGAGGAAGAUAGUGUAAAACGUUACAGUUUUAAAAAUUAGUUUCAUUUAGUUUCUUCAUGCUUCAGAUUUUAAUACCAUAUGUUUAUAUAAUUAAGUAAUGUUUCAGUUUUCCACUAGUAUAAAUACUAUGUUGCAUUGUACAAAGUCAAUCAUUGUGCUUUUUGUUGAAGACCUUUGCGCAUUAAGGUUAAAAGUGUGAGACAAAAAACAGUUGUGAAACGAAUACAUAUAUACAAUGUCUCAAGAAUGUGUUAGUGUUUUUUUUGAUGAAAUGGAUCAUGAAUUUGAAAGCUUAUCCAUUGAUACAAUUGAACUUUUCAACGUUUGUGAUGAAAUAGAAAGAAAUGAUUUAAAUCACCCAUUUUAUGAUCAAAGAAUGAUGGUGCUAUGUGAUGAAUUCGAUGGGAAACUGGUUGAUCAAAUGGGUCGUGGAACUAAAAGGAAAGCAGCUGUUGAUAUUAACUCUGCUGACAUCAAAAGAAUAAAAUCUGGAUCGAACAUGGAUCUUUCACGGUCUUCACAAGAGCAAUCAACAUCGAAUGAAGGUAAUAAUUUUAACAUGAAAUUUUGCUGUAUUUGUAAUAGAAAUGUUUCCAAAAAAUAUUUCGCUAAUCAUCUAAGGAGCAAUGCACAUAAAAAUAAUGUAAAUAAAAAACAACAUUCAAUAAAACCCAAUGUUAAGAUAAUUGAGACUGCGUUCGGUAAUAGAAUAAUAACCUAUAGAGUAACUUCAGAAAAUCAAAAUGAUUUACAGUUUGAGACACCAGAGUUAUUUCUUGCAUCUGUCAAAGAUACAAUAUUUACAAUAAUAAAUAAAUCUAUAGAAGAUCAUACAAUUUUAAAAAUAAAUUUCAUUUUAUAUGGUGACUUUGUUCAGGAGACAAAAAACAUUAACAACACUUUUGAUUUCCAAUCAAUGAAUUUUAUUGUUUGUAUUGGUGAUGAUUUAAAUAUAUUUUAUACAACUCUCACGAAAUCUCUAAUAAACUAUAUAAAUUCAUUCGAGAGAAAGGAUAGUGGGUGGAGUCUGAAAAAAAUUUUACAUUUGGAUAUGAAUUUAAAUCAAUUUAACCCUUUAAGAGGAAAAUCCUUUAUUGAGUUACCACAUGAUAUAAAAAUAAAAAAAGCUGUGAUAAAUGUUAAAAACACUGAUGACGCCUGUUUUAAGUGGGCACUGUUAUCUGCUUUAUUUCCAAUUCAUAAAAAUUCGGAUAGAGUAUCAUCAUACACCAAAUACAGUCAUAAAUUAAAGUUCGGUAAUAUUAAAUUUCCAGUCAAAUUAAAGGAUAUACACAAAAUUGAAAGUCUUAAUAAUAUAAGCAUUAAUGUUUUUGGGUUAGAAUAUAAUGAACAAAGAAAAAAGCAUUGUAUUGUUGGGCCAUUGUAUUUUACAAAGAAUAAAAUGCAGACUCAUAUAAAUUUACUAUAUUUGACACAGGGUAAAAUCGGUCAUUAUUGUUAUAUAAAAAAUAUGUCACGAUUAAUAAGUAGUCAAGUUUCGAAAUCCAAGGAAGCUAUAUAUCUAUGUGACUUUUGUUUACAAUAUUUUUCAACAUCUGAACGUUUAAAUAACCAUCAAAAAAAUGAUUGCAGACAUAUUUGUACACAAAUACCAAGCGUAGAUAAAAAUAAAAAAAAUUGGUGGGGCGAUAUUGUAUCUGAAAAUAAAUUAAGUUUUGAUAAAUUUCAACGUAAAUUGAUGUUACCUUUUGUUAUAUAUGCGGAUUUUGAGGCUUUUUUAAGUCCCUUAGCAUCAUGUUCAAACGAUCCUUUAAAAUCACAUACAAUAAAUGUACAAAAACAUAAUGUGUAUAGUUUUGGAUACUACAUUAAAUGCUCAUACGAUGAUAAAUUGUCUAAAUAUGUAACAUAUACUGGUGAAAACUGUGCUUUAAAAUUUAUGGAAACCCUGAAAGAUAAUUUGACAACAAUUGUUAAAAAAAUUGGUUUCCAAAAAGUUGCUAAUAAAAUAUCACCAAUUCAGCAAGAUAUAGUUAGCAAAUCUAUUCAUUGUUAUAUUUGUAAUAAAAUUUUGUGUGGGAAUUCAAUGAUUUACCACGAUUGGUUUACUGGGGAAUUUGUUGGGGUCAUACAUAAAGUUUGUUCAGAAAAAUUUAGAGUACCUUACACUAUACCUGUCUUUUUGCACAAUUUAAGCCAUUAUGAUGCACAUUUUAUCGUACAUGCCUUAAACUUUGAUGAAGGUCAGGUAGAAGUUCUCCCACAAAACAAAGAAAAAUACAUAUCAUUUUCAAAGGUUCUUAAAAUCAAUAACAGUAAUGUAACUUUACGUUUUGUGGAUUCCCUAAAAUUUUUACCCAGUAGCUUAGAUACUUUAGCAAAAAAUUUAACAAAAAAUAAUUUUAAUGAAUUAUCAAAAUGCUUUCCCAAUUCAGAAGACUUUAAACGGCUGACUAAAAAAGGUGUAUUUCCAUAUGAAUUUAUUAAAGAUUUUGAUACAUUAAACUACAAUCAGCUUCCAGAUCUUCCACACUUUUACAGUAGUCUCACAGAUUCCAUUAUUUCUAAUGAAGAUUACAACCAUGCCAAAGAUGUUUGGAAUCAUUUCAAUUGUAAAAAUAUGUUGGAUUAUUCAAAUCUUUAUUUAAAAACUGAUGUUUUAUUGUUAGCAGAUAUUUUUGAAAAUUUUAGGCGUGUUUGCAUUAAAACGUACGAUUUAGACCCGGCUCAUUACUACACAGCACCUGGAUUAAGUUGGGAUGCUAUGUUAAAACAUACUAAAACAGAGAUUGAAUUACUUUCUGAUAUAGAUAUGAUUGCUUUUAUUAAAUCAGGAAUUCGUGGUGGUGUUUCGCAAUGUAGCACUCGCUAUGCAAAAGCAAAUAAUGUUUACAUGUCUGACUAUAAUGCGAAAGAUAAAGAGUCAUUCUUAAUGUAUUUCGAUGCCAAUAAUCUAUAUGGUUGGGCAAUGUCACAAUAUCUACCUACAGGUGGUUUUGAGUGGGUUAGUGCUGAUACAGAUUUUAAUGUUAGUUGUUCAUCAGAUAUAGGUUUUAUCUUAGAAGUAGAUCUGGAGUAUCCGGUGGAUUUACAUGAUAAACAUUCAGAUUUACCUCUUUGUCCAGAAAAUAUACCAGUUGGGGACGCUAAGGAAAUUAGAUUGAUUCCAAACUUAAAAAAUAAAUCCAAAUAUAUUAUUCAUUAUCGAAAUUUAAUUCAAUGUUUGAAAAUGGGUUUAAAAUUAUUAAAAGUUUAUAGAAUAUUAAAAUUUAAGCAGAGUCCAUGGUUAAAGAACUAUAUAGACCUUAAUACACAAUUAAGAACUCGAGCUAAUUCUGAUUUUGAGAAAGAUUUCUAUAAACUCAUGAACAACGCAGUUUUUGGUAAGACUAUGGAAAAUAUUGAGAAACGAGUUAACGUUAAACUGUUAACCCACUGGGAAAAUAGGGGCAAAGUAUUGGGGGCUGGGGAUCUAAUUGCUCAACCACAUUUUCACAGUGUUUCAAUAUUUUCUGAUAGUCUUGUUGCAAUUCAAUUAAACAAAAUGAAAUUAAUUUAUAAUAAACCUAUUUAUCUCGGAUUUUGUAUAUUAGAUAUAUCUAAAACGCUGAUGUAUGAUUUCCACUAUAAUUACAUGAAAGAGAAAUUUACUUCAAAUCUGAAACUACUGUAUACAGAUACUGACAGUCUCAUUUAUCAAAUAUUUACUAGUAACUUUUAUAAUGAUAUAAAGCCAGACAUUUGUACACAUUUCGAUACAUCAGAUUAUAAUCCAAACAAUGUUUUUAAUUUUCCUCAAGUAAAUAAGAAAAAAUUAGGUUAUUUCAAAGAUGAAAAUUGUGGUAAAAUCUUUACAGAAUUUGUGGGUUUGCGAUCAAAAAUGUAUGCAUUACAGGUAGAUGAUAAAAUUAUUACUAAGGCGAAGGGUGUUAACAAAUGUGUCACUCAAAAAUUAACGUUGGAUAAUUAUAAGUCAUGUUUGUUUAAUAAAAACGUACAGCAUUGUAAAAUGUAUCGGUUUAGAUCAUUAAAACAUACAAUUUUUACACAGGAAAUAAAUAAGGUGUGUUUAUCUUUUAAUGACACAAAGCGGUACAUUUUACCAAACAAAAUCGAUACGUUACCUAUAGGUCAUUACCAAAUCAAUAGUAUGUAAUUAAGUAUUGUAAAUAUAACAAAUUGUAAAUUUUUAUGUAAAAUAAAUUUGUUUUGUACAUGUAUAAUGUAUAAACGUGUACUGUACAUUAAUAUUGUGAUAUAACACUUACAUUUUUUGUAUAUUUCAUAUAAAUAAAUUGUUUUUAAAAUA
Messenger RNA from Pieris napi, 6864 nucleotides. RefSeq lists its product as uncharacterized. The transcript is spliced from 2 exons. NCBI's taxonomy places the organism in Eukaryota, Metazoa, Arthropoda, Insecta, Lepidoptera, Pieridae. Bases 2830 to 6711 code for a protein of 1293 amino acids. The record is from RefSeq and is a predicted model, not a curated record.